AUGCUCUCAUACUUUUGGAAACAGCCUCCAAAGGGCUUCAACGCCCAAGAAGCGCUCCAGAGCCAGGCCCCCGGCCACUGGCUCCCAAAAGACCGCAGCCUCAUCGCGCAAUGGGUCGCGGAAAAGGCGAAGCAGGCGCGCGCGAUCAAGCACCCGGAACCCCUCGACCCGACCCUCGAAGCCUUCAAGAAGCUCGUCCAAGACGACGCGCACCUCACCAAGCUCGCCAACAAAAUGUUCACCGAGUCGUCCCGCAAGUACCCCCAGGACCCCGUCGGCCACAACGCCAUCAAGAAGUUUGACGACUUCGUUGCCGUCAUGAACCUGGUCCUGCGCUCCGGGCCCGAGUUCGUCACAAAGUCGUCCCCGUCGACCGCCAUCGGCCUCGUCGGGUGCCCCAUCAACGCGUUGCUCGACUGGCCGAUGGGCACCAUCUCGGGCUACGAGUUCUUCUUGCGGCCCGAGGUCAACGCCGCCAUCGCGGCGAUCCUCAACGCGUGGGGCAAGUUCCUCACGACGCCCGAGUCGCGGGGGUGCCUCGAUGGGUGGCUGUCCAAGGACGCGCGCGAGAUGAUUGCGAUGAAGGCCAACAACGGCAAGACGAGCCACACCUUCGAGGAGCUCUUCGAGUGCAACCCGAGCUGGGAGUACUUCGGCUUCGGGUCGUGGGACGACUUUUUCGUUCGGCGGUUCAGGGAGGGCGUGCGGCCGGUGGAGGCGCCGGAGCGCGGGGCACGAGAUGCGCGGUUCCCGGACCCGACGCUGGUGGUCGCGAACGCGUGCGAGUCGGCGCCGCUGCAGGUGCGCACGGGGGUGAAGCUCUUCGACACGUUCUACCUCAAGGGCCAGCCGUACUCGCUGGGCAACAUGCUCAACUGCCACAAGAAGACGGCGGAGUUCGUGGGCGGGACGGUGUACCAGGCGUUCCUGAGCGCGCUGAGCUACCACCGCUGGCACGCGCCGGUGAGCGGCAAGGUGGUCGGGAUCGAGUACGUGCCCGGCACGUAUUACAGCGAGAACUGGUCGGAGGGGCUGGCGGGGGCGAAGGGACAGGGCGGAGAGGACCCGGCGGCGCCGACGUAUUCGCAGCCGUAUCUGAGCGCGGUGGCGACGCGGAGUAUUAUGUUUAUUCAGGCGGAUAACCCGAGGAUUGGGCUGAUGGCGGUUGUGUUUAUUGGUAUGGUGGAGGUGUCGAGCUGCGAUUUUGUGGUGAGGGAGGGGGAGAGGAUCGAGAAGGGGCAGGAGAUUGGGAUGUUCCACUUUGGUGGGAGUUCGUAUUGUAUGGUGUUUAGACCGGGCGUAGAGUUACAGAUGGUUAGGCCCGGGCCGUGGGAUAUGGAUCGCGAGCACAACUUUGCGGUGAAGAGUGCGUUGGCUAUUGUGUCAUAG
Messenger RNA from Colletotrichum gloeosporioides, 1389 nucleotides. RefSeq names its product L-tryptophan decarboxylase psiD. The record is from RefSeq and is a predicted model, not a curated record. Gene Ontology annotation, molecular function: phosphatidylserine decarboxylase activity. Gene Ontology annotation, cellular component: mitochondrion. The transcript has a single exon. Gene Ontology annotation, biological process: phosphatidylethanolamine biosynthetic process. The coding region runs from base 1 to 1389 and encodes 462 amino acids. NCBI's taxonomy places the organism in Eukaryota, Fungi, Ascomycota, Sordariomycetes, Glomerellales, Glomerellaceae.